CGUCUCUGACUGGCUGAGGGGAAGACGCCGGGCGGUAAAUGGCGCUGCAGGCGGGAAGGUUGAGUGGCUGGUACGCCGAGCCUCCGGGGAGAUGUGUAGUGACUUCCAUAGGGCUGAAUCUGGGACGGAGCUCCUUGCCCGACUGGAAGGUAGAAGUUCCUUGAAAGAAAUAGAACCACAUCUGUUUGCUGAUGAAGAGUCACCUGUGCAUGGUGAUAUUCUUGAAUUUCAUGGUCCAGAAGGAACAGGAAAGACAGAAAUGCUUUAUCAUUUAACAGCACGAUGUAUACUUCCAAAAUCAGAAGGUGGACUGGAAGUAGAAGUCGUGUUUAUUGAUACAGAUUACCACUUUGAUAUGCUCCGGCUUGUUACAGUCCUUGAGCAUAGACUAUCCCAAAGCUCUGAAGAAAUAAUAAAACGCUGCCUUGGGCGAUUGUUUUUGGUGUACUGCAGUAGUAGCACCCAGUUACUCCUCACCCUGUGCUCGCUGGAAACCAUGCUCUGUAGUCAUCCCUCUGUCUGCCUUUUGAUUUUGGAUAGCCUGUCAGCUUUUUAUUGGAUAGACCGCAUCAACGGAGGAGAAAGUGUUAACUUACAGGAGUCUACUCUGAAGAAGUGUUCUCAACUCUUAGAGAAGCUUGUAAAGGAGUAUCGGUUGGUUCUCUUUGCAACAACACAAAGUAUAAUGCAGAAAGCCUCACACCUGGAGGAAGGGCCUUCCUGUGCCUUUAAUCGCCUGAGUGAUGUGGAUGUAGACUAUAGACCCUAUCUCUGUAAGGCCUGGCAGCAGGUGGUGAAGCACAGAAUACUUUUCUCCAAACAAAAUGAUUCUAAAGCCGGCAACCAGUUUUCUUUAGUUUCACGUCAUUUAAAAAGUAACAAUUUAAAAAAACACUUUUUUACUAUUGGAGAAAGUGGUGUUGAGUUUUGUUGAUGUGUAUCAUAAAACAGUCUUUUGUCAGAUCUUACGCAGUUUUAAAAAGUGUUUAAUAGGCUAAAAUGAUUUGGUUCUAAAAUUUUAAACUAAACUUUGCGCAGUGGCAGUAUCAUAGCCAAUGAGGUUUAUCCAAGGCCGAUUAUUGCUAAUUGAAACUAAACUCUAAGGGAAUCUAACAUAACCACGUUUCUACACAGAAUGGAUUUCUUAAACUGGAACCUUAGACUGUUCUGUUCCUGGGUUGUUGAAGGUUAUUCAGAGUGAUAAUAAUAAUAGUUAAACUACAUUAAGUUGUUUUAAAACUAAAUAAAUAAGAUAGACAUUUCAGUCCAAAUAAAAUGGAGUUUUCUAACUUUGUGUCACAUUUCUGGAACUCAGUUAAAUACUUGUUUAGGAAAGUUGAAAAGCCUUUCUGAUUUUUCAUAUGUAACUUCUUUAAGAAGCUGUGAACUUGGAAAAUGUUUCUAUGGAGCUGUUAUUUCUGUAAAGGGGAUGAAAGCAGGGAGCCUACCCAAUCUGCCAUUCACACCCAAGACUUCGGGAAGUCAGAGCAUUCUGAUCUGUCAUACCGAAUCCCAGGAUGCAGCUGCAUUGUGGUUGGGUUUCUGUAUAACUGUUGAAUCAUGAGGAAAUGAGAUACCCAUUCAGAGAAUUCUGUGAAGGUUGAAAUUCAUCUUUCUUGUUAAGUAACUUGUUUGUUGUUAUUGAGUCACUCAGUCAUGUUCAACUCUUUGUGACCCCGUGGACUGCAGCACACCAGGCUUCCCUGUCCUUCAUCAUCUCCCAGAGUUUGCUCAAACUUGUGUCCUUCGAGUCCAUGAUGGCAUCCAGCCAUCUGGUCCUGUUACCCCUUUCUCCUCCUGCUUCUGUCUGUUAAGUAAGAGGCAAAUGCUAAAACCAUAGUAUAACUGCACGUUACUUGUGUUUUCUUACCCAUUUAGAAUAGGUCAGACAUACCCUGAAAUGAAUCGAAAUGUUGCCAGCUGAGAGCUGGACAAGGCUUUAUAUCCCUUGGUCCAGUAAUGGCCAGAAAGGGGUGCAUGCGCCUCCAGGGACACACAAGGUAGCCUGCGGUGAAGGAGCAAGAGAAAUUUAGAACCUUGGUUCAUAUAUUCUAAUCUAAGAAAGGAUUAAGUCAUAUCAAUAUUUGAUAUUCAGAUUGACUCUAUCACUCAUUCAACCUGUAUAUCAGAUUGUCUUGUGUCACUUGAAUUUUUGAGGUAUCCUGUAGGAAAAGUGGGAAGAACAAUGGACACGGGUGUUCUCAAGGGUGUGUUCAUUUAAAUGUAACCUGCUUAGUUAAAAUUAACUGUAUGUUUACUUAUCUAAUAAAGCUGCUUUGUAAGGGCUUAAAAGAUCAUUUUCAUAAUGCAGGCAUGGCAGAUGUAGCAUAAGCUGUCUGUACCUGCAGCUCCAGCUUUGAGGAACCUGCAGUUCCCCAAACCCAGCAACUUCUGCAGGUGUCUUCUGGACGCAGAGCCUGCUGGGCGGCAUGUGGGCCAGGCGGGCAGUCCUUAACCAGUGACGGUCAGCGUUUGGUAGGUGGGUAACUCCCUCUUCCUCACCCCUCAGUGAGAAAGAAGGUAUUUCUCAGGGUGGCCCUGUAGGAGCCAUCUGUUCAUUAUCUCACUGUCUUUUGCCUUCCAUCCUUCCCUUUCUCUUCACCACGCUCAUGCAGCCUCAUGGGGUUGUCUCCCUAAGGAACAAAAUCCUUGUCUAGGAACUGCUUUUGUUGUGAGUUGAGGGGGAACCGAACUAUCGGCAGGCAAUAAAACGUCGUCAGGUUGACAGCCCUUCUAGGCGCAGUAUUUGCUCUUCAGCCACAUUAUGGAAUUUAAAAUGAUGGCAUUCUAAUUGUUAAUCAAGUUAAACUACACUGGAUCACAUUACUGUCAUUCACACCCACUUAACCUUUGUGCUGUUAAUAAACGUUAUUUUGCUAUUAAUAUACUUUAAAAUAUUGCCAUAUUUUAUCCGCAGUUCAUCUUUUUUCAUUUUAUAUUCUUGUGUAUUUUAUUACAUGCAAUACAUGUUACACGUAAAUAAUCUAUAAAUAUUUGUAUGUUGGGAGAGUAUGCUUAUUUUUCCUCCCCAUAAGAGUGUGUGAUCAGUAAGAGUGUGUGAUCAAUAAAAAUGAUAAUCUCUUGCUCUA
Molecule: messenger RNA, 3089 nt
Organism: Cervus elaphus (red deer)
Lineage: Eukaryota; Metazoa; Chordata; Mammalia; Artiodactyla; Cervidae
Gene: XRCC2
Product: X-ray repair cross complementing 2
Exons: 3
Coding region: 92-934 (280 amino acids)
Biological process (GO): double-strand break repair via homologous recombination; DNA strand invasion
Cellular component (GO): replication fork; centrosome; Rad51B-Rad51C-Rad51D-XRCC2 complex
Molecular function (GO): ATP-dependent DNA damage sensor activity; four-way junction DNA binding; ATP binding
Source: RefSeq, a predicted model, not a curated record